AUGUUUUUAUUAAUAUUAUUAAUAAUAACAAUAUCUUCUCUAUUAUUAUUUUGGACUGCAAUAAGGAAAAAUAAUUAUUGGAAAAAUAGAGGAAUUCGAGGACCGAAACCUUUACUAAUAAAAGGAAAUAUAGAUUUAAUUUUUGGAUAUAAUAAUCCUUUAUCUUUACAAUUAUUUGAUUGGAGUAAAAAAUAUGGAAGGAUUUAUGGAAUUAAAAAUGGAUGGUUUAAUACGUUGGUUAUUAGUGAACCAGAAAUGGUUAAAGAAUUGCUUGUUGAUAAAUUCGAAUAUUUUCAUGCAAGAGCUGUAAGUUUAAAAUUUUAG
Molecule: messenger RNA, 324 nt
Organism: Meloidogyne enterolobii
Lineage: Eukaryota; Metazoa; Nematoda; Chromadorea; Rhabditida; Meloidogynidae
Source: the annotation of a GenBank genome assembly